Molecule: messenger RNA, 3697 nt
Organism: Leptopilina boulardi
Lineage: Eukaryota; Metazoa; Arthropoda; Insecta; Hymenoptera; Figitidae
Product: juvenile hormone esterase-like
Exons: 15
Coding region: 170-3583 (1137 amino acids)
Source: RefSeq, a predicted model, not a curated record
UUUUCGAAGGACGUCAAGAAUUUUCUUCUUAUAAAUAGUCUGAUUUUGUGAUAAAAAAAAAAAAUGUCCAGUACUUGAAAUUUAUGAGAAAAAGAAGAAAAAAAAAUUCCUUGAUUUAGGAAAAAAAAAUUAUUUUCAAUUUUAUACCGAAGAAGAAGCUAAAAUAGCAAUGGAUAAUUUGUUAUUAAUAAUAUCGAUAUUUAUUUUGUCAUUCGAUAUUAAAACUCGUGCGGAGGACGACACUCUAGUGAAUAUUUCCGAUGGUUUACUUAAGGGGACAAUAAUUACAUCGAGAAAUGGAAGAAAUAUUUCUGCUUUUUUAGGUGUACCAUAUGCUGAACCGCCAAUUGGAAACUUGAGAUUUAAAAGUCCAGAACCAAUAAAAAAAUGGAAGGAAAUUUAUUAUGCAAAUAAAGAGGGUAACGCUUGUCCUCAACCAGUUAAUGGAAAAGUUGAUGGAAAAGAGGAUUGUUUAUAUUUAAAUGUUUUCACUCCAAAAUUAAAAUUUAAUGAAUUAAUGAAGAACGAAACUUUAUUACCAGUGAUGGUUUGGAUUCACGGUGGUGGAUUUCAUUUAGGAAGCAGUGGUUUAAAUUUCUAUGGUCCUAAAUAUUUAAUGGAUAAAAAUAUUAUUUUUGUCUCAAUGAAUUAUCGUUUGGGAAUUCUUGGUUUUCUUACAACGGCCGAUAAUAUUGCAUCGGGAAAUUUUGGACUGAAAGAUCAAGUAUUGGCACUGAAAUGGAUUCAAAAUAAUAUUCGUGUUUUUGGUGGUGAUCCAAAACGUGUGACAAUAUUCGGUGAAAGUGCCGGAGGUGCUUCUGUCUCAUUUCAUGCGCUGUCAGAUAAAUCCAAUGGCCUUUUUCAUCAAUAUAUUGCACAAAGUGGUAAUGCAUUGGUUCCAUGGGGUUUUAGAGAUAAAAAUGAAAUUAAAUCUGACGUUAAAAAGAUUGCAAAAAAAUUUGAUUGCUCCAUAAGUAAUUCAAAAUUAAUUGUAAAUUGUCUACGCAAUGUGGAUUAUUAUAAAUUAGUAAAUUUAACGACAUACAAUGUUUUGGAUUUUCCUGAAAUAUCAUGGUUGCCAACAAAUGAAAUUGAAUCGAACGAUGCAUUUUUAACGGAUACACCUGAGAAUUUAAUUAAUGAAAAUAAAUUAAGAGACUAUCCACUAAUGAGUGGUUCUGUUGCCGAUGAAGGACUAUACGUUACUGCGCCCUUUUAUGCAAACAGUACUUCAAGAUCUAUUGAAAAUGUUCUCAAAAAAUGUAUCAAUGGAACGUUUAAUCGUUAUUCAUCGAUUAAGGAUUUAUCGAAAUUUGUGACAAUUAUCAAGGACUAUUAUUUUAAUGGAACUAUUUUUUCCAGUAAAAAUAGGAUUUUAAAGAAUUUUACUAAAUUUGCCGGCGACAGUCAAUUUGUUUAUCCCGUUGCAAUUUUAACGGAAAAAUUGGCGAAAUUUGGAAAGAAACCUAUUUAUUUAUAUAUGUUUGGCUAUCGCGGUGAAAUAAGUUACCUGAAUAUGGAAUAUGGUCUGAGAAAAAAUAUAGGAGUAAAUCAUGCUGAUGAUUUAUUGUAUCUAUUAUCAGGAGAACAUUCAAAAUAUAUUUCACGAACAGAUGAAUAUGUCAUUGAUUUAAUGGUUGAUUUAUGGACAUCUUUCGCGAUAAAUGGAAAACCAACUUCUGGACAAUUAGCUGAUUCUAAUUUAUGGAAAUCUUAUUCGACAACAAAAAGUUUUCUUCAAAUUGGAAAUAUUUUAAAUAAUACCGAACCGUGUGUUACUUUACAAAAAGAUUAUCUUACAGAUCGUUUAAAUUUAUGGAAAAACAAUAAAAAAAAAAUUAUAACUAAUUUCAUCCGUUACUUUCUUUGUAAACUUUUAAAGAAUUCGAUAACAAUGAAUAUCAAUACGCAUGGGUCAUUAGUGUCAAUAUUAAAUUUAUUACUCAUAUCGUCGUUGAAUGCGGAAACUUUGAUAAAAAUUCCACAAGGAAUUCUUAAUGGAACAAUUUUUCAUGGUAAUAAUGGAAGAAAUUUUUCUGCAUUUAUUGGAAUUCCUUAUGCUGAACCACCAAUUGGAAAAUUGAGAUUUCAAAGUCCUGUAUCAGCAAAAUCAUGGAAUGGUGUACGUUCAGCAAUAGAAACACCAAAUAAAUGUCCACAAUUAUUUUUAAACGAAUAUGUAAUUGGCAAUGAGGAUUGUUUAUAUUUGAAUGUUUUUUCGCCAAUUGUGAAUUUCAAUUCGUCAUUGGAGAAACACAGAAAGAAUGAUUCAUUAUUAUCGGUAAUGGUCUAUAUUCAUGGCGGAGGAUUUUUCAGUGGAAGCAGUGAUCCAAAAAUUUUUAAUCCAAAAUAUCUUUUACAAAAAGAUAUUCUUCUUGUAACAUUAAAUUAUCGUUUGGGAGUAUUGGGAUUUUUUUCCACAGGCAAUGAAUAUGCACCGGGAAAUUUUGGAUUGAAAGAUCAAGUUUUAGCUCUCAAAUGGAUUCAAAAUAAUAUUCAAUUUUUUGGUGGUGAUCCAAAACGUGUGACAAUUUUUGGUUCAAGCGCCGGAGGUGGUUCGGUUAAUCUUCAUGUACUCUCAAAUGCAACUCACGGACUCUUUCAUCAAUAUAUUAUUCAAAGUGGAAGUAUAUUGAGUCAAUGGGGUUACAGAAACAGAACUUUUUUCCAAUCUUUUGCAAAUGAAUUUGCCGAUAAAGUUGGAUGUAUAAAAAAUAAUUCACAAGUUCUAGUUGAAUGUUUACGUGAAAUAAAUGUCGAAAAAUUGGUAAUGCCCGUGAAAUAUGAACAUUUUGAUUUUCCCAUUUUAUAUUGGACACCAACCGAUGAAUUAGAAUCAAAAGAUGCAUUUUUAACAGAUAGUCCACGUAAUUUAAUUAGUCGAAAUAAAAUGAAAGAUUUACCAUCAAUAAGCGGAAGUGAUCUCGACGAAGGAAUGAUCGUAACUUUACCCUUUUACGUUAAGGAGACAACGGAAUCAAUUAUGGAAACAUUUAAACGAACUAUUAAUUUCACUGCUACUCAUUAUAUGAAACCUGAAGAAACAUACAAAUUUGAUAAAAUAAUUCAAGAUUUUUACAUCAAUGAAGCUGUCGCAAAGAAUGAAAGCAAACUUCUUGAAAGUUAUACAAAAUUUGUCGGUGACAGUGGUUUUAUCUAUCCAAAAUUGAUAUUAGUGGAAAAUAUUGCAAAAACAAAAAAAAGUCCAAUUUACUUUUAUUCAUUUGGUUAUCGUGGAAAUGUGAAUUUAAUUUUUUUUGAAAGAAAUAUAACGGAUAAUUUUGGAUCACCUCAUGGCGAUGAUAUUCUCUAUUUAUUUGCCAUGGUACCAUCGAAUCUUGUCACAAAAAAAGAUGAACAAAUGAUUGAAUUAAUGGUCGAUUUUUGGACGUCUUUUGCAAUAAAUGGAAAACCAACUUCCAUGCAUUUAGAAAAUCCAAAUAUGUGGAAACCCUAUCAGGAAAAUAAUAGUUUUCUACAAAUAGGAAAUAUAAAAAAUAAUUUCGAACCAACUGUAACAGUUGAAAAUAAUUAUUUACCAAAUCGAAUGAAUUUUUGGAAAGCAAAUUUUCCUUUAUUGUAAAAAUUUUAUCGAAAAAAUUAUUAAACAUUCAUUGAAAUUUUGUUUAACGAACGAUUAUUUUAAUUAUAAAAAAAAUUAAAUUUACUUUUCAAUAAAGUGAGAUAAAAAUUUGAA